ACAUACAGUUACAAACAGUGAAUGAAUACAAGGACCGUGUUUUGAAUCACUUGUAUAUCAAAGGAAAAAACAGGACAGGUCAUGUUUCUUAGGCGAAUCUUGCGGAAGUUUCGGAGGCAGUGCUGUGUUGCUACACCUUCAAAAUAUACCAAGGUAGAUGUGUCAAAACGUAAACUUUGUGUCAUGUUGAUGGGUACGUGCUGGCUGUUCCUCUUAUUCUCGGCAAAUUUGGCUCAUUUUAGCUUAACGUACGAACGUUACAUAAUUGCGACUCAGUUUCGUAAUAAUUCUGUAAACUUCUUGUUUAUCUCGCAACCCGAAAUAUUUUCAAACCAGUCCAAAAUAACCAAUGGUUCGUUAGCCCAUGAAUUCCAGUUGAAAAGUGGUUUAACUGAAACCGUCAAAAAACACACGAGUAACGUAACAAAGUUAAUGUUACCUAAAGUCAAAACGCAAAACGCAAGUGUUUUACGUCAUAAUAAAUCUCGUCACAAUUCAGACAGUGAAACAAAAGUUGAUGACGUAAUGAAAAGGCAAAACCACGUGCUUAAUAAUACUACAGCAAAAUUUAAAGCAAAUAAUACAAACUACAAAUUGGCAAAUCUGUAUAAUCGAAGUACAAUAAACAAUAUUAAAUCAAUUAAUAACCAAACAACAGUCCAUGUUCAUGAAAAGCAUGGCUUUUUAAACAAUAUUUCUGAAGUUUUAAAGAAAGCAGACUUCGGUGAAGCAGAGCAUCUAGACACCAUACCAAAAUAUGUCAUAGAAAGUGAUAAAGUGAUCGAAAUCUUAGAUGCUGAAGUUAAUACAAGUUCGAUCCAAGAAGAUUUUAUAAUACCUGCAUACAGUCACGAUCUAAUUGAUAAAGCAGCCCUUAUAAAUGAGAAUAUUCCAACCGGAGAAGAAAUGCCCACAGAAGUUGACACAAAAGAUUAUAAACAUCCUGCCAUAUCAAUGAAUGAACCGUCUGAACCGAAUUCAAAUAAAGUAAAUGAAGAAUUACACAAUGUAACGAAAAGAAACAACUCGCAAGCCAAAGGACUUGUUGGAAUUGGCAAGAAUCAGAAAAAUUAUGAAAACCUUGGAAAUAAUUCAUCAGAAAAUCUGCAGAAAAAUAUUGAUAUUAGUGAUCAACCAGCCGAUAAAGAAAACAGUGAUACAGGAAGUGCCAAAACGUCUGAAAUAGUUGUAAAGCAAACUGAACAAAAUGGAAUUGUAAAGACUCUUUCCAUAAGUAAUCAAACAAGUAAUGUGAUGCCACAAAAUGAUAAUAAACAUGUUGCAAACAAUGUGUCGAAUGAGACUCAAAGUUCUUCCAACAGCGAACGGACAGGAAAUCAAACAAAUAAUGUGACGCCACCAAAUGAUAAUAAACAUGUUAGAAACAAUGUGUCGAAUGAGACUCAAAGUUCUUCCAACAGCGAACGAACAGGAAAUCAAACAAGUAAUGUGACGCAACAAAAUGUUGAUAAACAUGUUGGAAACAAUGUGUCGAAUGAGACUCAAAGUUCUUCCAAAAGCGAACGGACAGGAAAUCAAACAAGUAAUGUGACGCCACCAAAUGAUAAUAAACAUGUUGGAAACAAUGUGUCGAAUGAGACUCAAAGUUCUUCCAACAGCGAACGAACAGGAAAUCAAACAAGUAAUGUGACGCAACAAAAUGUUGAUAAACAUGUUGGAAACAAUGUGUCGAAUGAGACUCAAAGUUCUUCCAAAAGCGAACGGACAGGAAAUCAAACAAGUAAUGUGACGCCACCAAAUGAUAAUAAACAUGUUGGAAACAAUGUGUCGAAUGAGACUCAAAGUUCUUCCAACAGCAAACGGACAGGAAAUCAAACAGGUAAUGUGACGCAACCAAAUGAUAAUAAACAUGUUGGAAACAAUGUGUUGAAUGAGACUCAAAGUUCUUCCAACAGCGAACGAACAGCAAAUCAAACAGGUAAUGUGACGCCACCAAAUGAUAAUAAACAUGUUGGAAACAAUGUGUCGAAUGAGACCAGGGAAUCUACCAACAACAAACGGACAAUAAAUCAAACAAGUAAUAUGACUUCUAGUAUUACAAGAACAAACUCAAAUUCAUCAACAUCACCUGUUAACCGAUUUAUUUUAGAUUCAAACUGUUCAACUAGAGUAACAGGGGUAGAAGAUAUACUUUGUAUGAAACGGCCACAAUUUUCACCAGAUUUCCUGAAUCCAUGCUGGUACCAGGGUGGUAAAAUAAAAUGCCUACCAUACUUCCACAUCAUCGGAGUAUGUAAAACCGGAACUACUGAUUUAUUCAAGCGCUUGACCCAUCACCCCCAAAUAUUGAAGAACCGUGGACUUCUGGGAAAAGAAACGUGGUACUGGACAUGGCGACGCUAUGGUCAUGCUAAUUUUUACAGGUCUUCCAUUAGGCAGAUAACUCUUGGUAAUUUCAUUGAUCACUUUGAUGCUCGCGCUAUUGAACACGUAACAAGGAAAACAACAAACGGAACGCUGUUAUAUCAUCCUGCUGUAACCGGACACGGUGAUCCUAUGGAUUUCUGGGAUCAUUCGUCAUGGAAAAAGAUCCCACAGAAUGACCCUACAGCUGAUUUACCGGUUGUGAACACGCCUAGUUUAAUCAAACACGUCAAUCCUGAUAUUAAAUUAAUUCUAAUAUUAAGAGAUCCAAUAGACAGAUUAUUUAGUAACUAUUUACACGGACCAUUCGGAUCAACUGCCAACGAUUUCCAUAAGAACGUGAUGACGUCAUUGUCAAUAUUGGAUAAAUGCACGAGAAAUCGUACCUUAAAGUCCUGUCUAUAUGAUGAACAUAUAAUUCGAAGUCUAAAGGUACCGAUUUCCGGCAGCUUUUACUCUGUCCAUAUAAAAGAGUGGUUGAAAGUGUUCCCAAGGAAACAAAUUUAUAUCACCAGAACACAAGACUUAGCGAAAAAUAUUGCUGAUACGUUGCUAGGCAUUUUCAGAUUUCUUCAACUAGACCCAUUGCCAACAAAGGAUUUAUACCGUAUGGCUAACAUGCCGCAUUAUUACAACACUAAAGCUAGAGAAACCGCCGGUAACAUACAUGCCGAGACCAGAGAUAUCUUACGGCACCUAUUCGAGCCCUACAAUACCGAAUUGGCCUCCAUCCUGGGCGAAGAAAAGUUCAAUUUUAAUUACGUCAGCUGAAAACUUAUGACGUCAUUGCUUAUAUUGAAUGUUCAAAACGAGGCUGUUUGUCUAGACUUCGCUCUUAACGUCUUUCAGAAAAUAUGAGCCGCGUCACGACAAAACCAACAUAAUGGGUUUGCGACCAGCAUGGAUC
Ruditapes philippinarum (Manila clam) is the source of this 3292-nucleotide messenger RNA. Its product is annotated as GATA zinc finger domain-containing protein 14-like. Gene Ontology annotation, biological process: hexose biosynthetic process. The transcript has 8 exons. Gene Ontology annotation, molecular function: N-acetylgalactosamine 4-sulfate 6-O-sulfotransferase activity. The record is from RefSeq and is a predicted model, not a curated record. Bases 82 to 3156 code for a protein of 1024 amino acids. NCBI's taxonomy places the organism in Eukaryota, Metazoa, Mollusca, Bivalvia, Venerida, Veneridae.